Molecule: messenger RNA, 2964 nt
Organism: Drosophila navojoa
Lineage: Eukaryota; Metazoa; Arthropoda; Insecta; Diptera; Drosophilidae
Gene: pan
Product: transcription factor pangolin
Biological process (GO): regulation of transcription by RNA polymerase II; canonical Wnt signaling pathway
Cellular component (GO): beta-catenin-TCF complex; chromatin
Molecular function (GO): RNA polymerase II cis-regulatory region sequence-specific DNA binding; DNA-binding transcription factor activity, RNA polymerase II-specific
Source: RefSeq, a predicted model, not a curated record
AUGAGAGAUUCCAGAGGCGGACUGUCUCCGCCUAAAGAGAUAACUAAUAUAACGUAUAGGCCAACAGUGCAAUUGAAUGGCAACGAAGUGCCCGAUGAGAAUAAAGAGCUCAAGGAGCUUUCCAUGCCGAUUGGCAAUAUGAUAAACGAUUCGAUCUCACAAUCAUCUUCAACAACAUCGUCAUUGUCAACAUCAACGUCAACAACGUUAACUCAACCACAUGGCGAGCCAUUGCCGAAAACCAACGCUGAUGCAAUGGAGCAUAUUUUUAAUGCACCAACCUCAAAUAAUGCUGUCCCUAUAUUGCCAACGACAGCAACAUCGAAUUUGAUGUCGGAAAUAUUGUUGAGAAAACAGAAACAUAAUAUGCUCAACCAUUGGUCCAAAAUGGAGGAGAGAGAUCAGUUGGAGGGGAGUUGCAAUAAUCGCGAUUCCAUACUGGCCCAUCGCAUAUACAAUAGAAAUAAGUCCACAGAAAGGCAGCAGCAGCAGCAGCAGCAACAACAUCAACAAUUGCUGGCAACACAAUUACUAUAUGCUCAAUUUUUGCAACAGCCUCAUUUGUCCUUAGAUGUUCAUCAGGAGCGCCAGCGAGAGCGUAGGCUACAAAUAUUUGAAUAUUCAGGCUUACCGAAAUCGGAUCCAGAAGCUAUCCCAUUAGCAACGGCAUUGCCAUUGCCGUUGCCACUGCCAUUGCCAACAGCAAUAUCACAUGACAACAAUAACAACAGUCGAAAUGAAGUCGAUGAGCAAAAAGACAGCAAAUGUAAGUCAGGCAACCAAAGGUCAUCACGAAACAGCGCAAGCGAUUCAAAGGUUUAUUUUUUUCGAGAGCAGAAGAAUGUGUUGUUUGAUGUGAAGAAGGGACUAGAGCAGUUGACAUUGCUUUGCAGUCAAUUUCAGCUAAGUCUCAUGCAACCAUCAUCGACGGCAACAGCUAUUAAUGAGGACAAUAACAACGAAGCAACCAUCGCGUCCGCCGUGUCACUUGAACUAACUGUGCAGCGCGAGUUAGAGAGCAAUCGAAUGCAAAUCAAUGGUAUGUUAGGUCAAGUGCGUAGGCUCUAUCAUCAGUGGAGCAGUGCCGAGCUCUACUAUCAACGCAGUCUGCAGCGCCUGGGCCUGCACCCGGAUAGCAAAACGAUAAACAACAGCCAGUCGCCAACUCACAAUGUGAUGGCUCUGGCUGCGAUUGCGCUAUCAGCUGAGGUCGAUACAGCGUCAAAGAGCAAAGCCGAUGUGGAGAGCGUAUACAAGCAGGAGAACUUCAACAAUGAACCUGAAAUAAAUUCGUCGGAGAAUCGGCGUACACUGCAAGAUAUUGAAAAUAUUAUUAUAAAGCAAGCAGCGGCAGCCGCAGCGGCAGCCGCAGCGGCAGCAGCCGGCGCUACCCAACAAAUAAAGCUAUCCAAUUCCAGAUACGAGAGUGCCGAAAAUAGCAACAGCGAUGACGAUGACGAGGUCGAUGAAGAUUGCUCAUCCUCACCUUUUUGUAUUUGGCACUCGAAGCACAACGCGCACCCGUCUGAGGCAAAUGUUGUUGAUACAGCCGAAAUACUGUUAGAGUAUACAUCGCUGGCAACAGUGCAGGCAAAAAUGGGCGCUGCGCCUGCGUCUACUCCUAGAACUGCACCUGCAACUGCUUCUGUUUCGAAUACCUCCGUCUUAAAUCUAACGCCGAGUAGCCAGCACGGCUUGCUUACACGAGAAUCAAUGUUAAGCUGCGGCGGCGAUCCAGCCUAUUUGGCCGACAAACAAUUAACACCAAUACCAGUCACGCCGCCAACUAGCAGUAACAGCAGCUGUUCAACAGUCAAUGGAGGACCUCUUCCCCUCAAGUGCUCGAGUGCCACUCUGGCACCGGCUACUACUAAUAGCAGUAACAAUAGUGGCAAAUACCAUAAUCGGCGCAAGUCACGCUAUGCGCGCCGCAUUGCAACUCCUACAAGCCAGUUGGACUAUCAGUCAAGCAAAGAGCUGAACUGUAACGCGUAUCAAGUCAGUUCGCCAUCAAUGUUUUCAUCUGCUGCCUCAUCCUCUACGUCCUUACCGCCGGGAUCAUCGGCGGCAGCAAUAGCAGCAGCAGCCAUUCAGGAUAGGCAUUCGCCUGCAGCAGCUGUUGCAGCUGUUACAGCUAUGCAGGAAAGAGCCCUCAGCGAUAUGUUUAAGGCACAGCUUGACGCUCUUACUGCGGCUGCUGGAUCUCAAACUGGAGCUAGAGUUGGAACCGGGUCUGGUCCAAUUGAAGCUUUAUCGGAAGGUGUGCUAAAUGAAAACUGUGAUGGGUUAUCUACUAUGCCUAUGUCGGAUGCACCCUACGAUUUAAGCAUUGGAAACAGACUAAACAAAAUAAACCUGGAAACGAAAGGCUCCUCAAAUUCGCAAGCUAACGACUGUAAAGAUAGUUCAAAUGAUAAAAAAAAACCACAUAUCAAGAAACCACUAAAUGCAUUUAUGCUAUAUAUGAAGGAAAUGCGAGCCAAAGUUGUCGCCGAAUGUACACUCAAAGAGUCAGCGGCGAUAAAUCAAAUAUUGGGUCGGCGGUGGCACGAACUUUCCCGCGAAGAACAAAGCAAAUAUUAUGAAAAAGCGCGACAAGAGCGCCAAUUGCAUAUGGAAUUGUAUCCAGGUUGGAGCGCUAGAGAUAACUACGGUUACGUUUCAAAAAAGAAAAAGCGUAAAAAAGACAGAUCGACUUCGGAUUCGGGAGGCAACAAUAUGAAAAAGUGUCGAGCACGCUUUGGACUGGAUCAGCAGAAUCAGUGGUGCAAGCCCUGCAGGUACGUUGAAAACAGAUGAUAAGUAUCUUGUAAAUUAACAGCUUGCUAAGCCCACAUUACAUUACGACGUUUAUCAAUCAAUGAUUCACCAAUUCUUUUUACAAGACUUUUAUUAGUCGUCUAAAAAAACGGGAACGAAUCAAUCAGUGCUGCCAACCUAGUUUUAUUCCAGUCACACCCAUCU